Lates calcarifer (barramundi perch) is the source of this 3482-nucleotide messenger RNA. Its product is annotated as GTPase IMAP family member 8. Lineage: Eukaryota; Metazoa; Chordata; Actinopteri; Centropomidae. The record is from RefSeq and is a predicted model, not a curated record. Gene Ontology annotation, molecular function: GTP binding. Bases 298 to 3156 code for a protein of 952 amino acids. The transcript is spliced from 4 exons.
UGUUGUAAUACUCAACGCUGCUGGAAAGUAGAUAGUCUUGGAUGAGUUGAUUUUAUGUUGGAGUUGGGAUUUAAUUUAUGCGCUCAGUGAAACAGUGAUGCAGAAAGAUUUUUAUCUGGUGUUGCACGUUCUGGCCUGAUGAUCUGAUAGAAGAGAACAUUUCACAGUUUGUAGUUAUCAGACUAACUACAGGUUACUGCAAUGACGUCAACCAAAAACAUGAUAAAACUGCAAUAAAAGACACCACUACCUGAGGCACCUACUUCAACUUCUCAAGUGGAAUUUCUGUCACACAAGAUGGCGAAACCAGCAUUUGCAUCUGAACUCAGGAUUGUGAUGUUUGGAAAAAGUCAAAAUGAGAAGACAACUCUAAGUAACUUCAUCAUAGGGAAAUUAGAUACCUCUACUCUAAAAAAAAUGUCCAUGAAGUCUAUUGCCCAUGGAGAGUGGAGGAGAAUGCCUCUAACAGUAGUGAAAACCCCAGAUGUCUUCAGUCUGUCUGUGGAUAGAGUGAGACAUGAGAUAAAGACAUGUGUGGCUCGUUGUCCUCCUGGACCAAAUGUUCUGCUGCUGUUGGUGAAACCUUCUGAUUUCACUGAAGAGAACAGACUUACACUUAAGUUCAUCCUGAGUUUGUUUGGUCAAGAUGCUUUUAAAUAUUCAAUGGUCAUCAUAACACACAACAACGAGGGAAAGAAUUCAGCAGUGAAUCAAAUCAUCCGAGACUGUGAACAAAGGCAGCACACAUUUAACUUUGAUAAAAAAGAUCUUCCCAGACAUGAUCUUGAAGCACUGAUGGAUAAGAUGGAGAAGAUAGUGAGUGACAACAGGGGAGGACAUCUCAACUAUACUGAAGGGGCUGAACCCAUGGAAACACCUGAAUGUGCAAAACCAAAAUCUCCUCUGAACCUGGUAUUGUGUGGGAGACAUGGAGCCUGGAAGACUUCAGCAGCCAACGCCAUUCUGGGAGAGAGAAAAUUUGGUCCACCUGCCAACUCAUCAGAGUGUGUUCAACAUCAUGGUGAGGUAUGUGGACGUCAGAUUUCCAUUGUGAAGCUUCCUGCAUUGUGUGGAGAACCUCAGGAAACAAUGAGGAGGAAAUCAGCCAGGUGUAUCUCCCUCUGUGAUCCUGAGGGUGCCCAUGCCUUCAUCCUGGUACUACCUCUGGAUCCUCCCACUGAUGAAGACAUGGGAGAGUUAAAGGCCAUCCAGAGCAUGUUCAGCUCUCCAGUCAAUGACUUCACCAUGAUUCUGUUCACUGUGGAGUCAGAUCAUACAGCUUCAGCUGUUGUGAGGCUUUUAAAAGAAAACAGAGAUAUCCAGCAGCUUUGUCAGAGCUGUGGAGGAAGAUCUGUUGUCUUCAACAUCAAGGACAAGCAGCAGGUCUCUGAGGUGUUGCGCAGAGUGGGGAAAAUGAGAGCUGUAGGAUCCAGGGGCCUCCCAAAGAAAAUUGUUGCAAAGCCUCGACUUCCUCCCAGAAGUGCAUCUUUCAGGCCGCCAGGUAAUACAUAUCAGAAUAGAGCAUGGCUGGUGCAGAACAGAAGAGAGUAUCUCAGAAUGGUGCUGGUUGGGAAGACUGGCAGUGGUAAGAGUGCCACUGGAAACACCAUUUUGGGCCAACAGUGCUUUCAUUCUAAAGUCUGUCAAAAGUCAGUGACCAGGCUUUGUCAGAAAGUAGAGGGAGAGAUUGACGGGAGGCCUGUUGUUGUGGUCGACACCCCCGGCUUGUUCGACACCACUCUGUCCAAUGAUCAAGUCAAACAGGAGCUUGUAAAAUGUGUCAGUAUGUUGGCUCCUGGUCCUCAUGUGUUCUUGCUGGUGCUGCAGAUUGGUCGCUUUACACGGGAGGAAAAAGAAACUGUGGAGCUUAUCAAGACGUUUUUUGGUAAGAAGUCAGAAGACUUCCUCAUGGUUAUAUUCACCAGAGGAGAUGAUCUUAAAAAUCAAACAAUUGAGAGUUACAUUGAAGAAGACAGUGAGGACUUUGUCAAAAAGCUGAUAAUUGAAUGUGGAGGACGAUACCAGGUCUUCAAUAACAAUGAUCAGAAAAAUCGCUCUCAAGUCAGCCAGCUGCUGACCAAGGUGGAAUCAAUGGUGAGGAAAAAUGGUGGUAGCUACUACACCUCAGAGAUGUUCCAAGAGGCUGAGGCAGCCAUACAAAAGGAAAUGCAGAAAAUCAUGAUGGUGAAAGAAAAAGAGAUACAGAGACAGAAGAGGGACCUUGAAAGAAAACAUGAGGAAGAAAUUCAGGUGAAGAAAAAAAUAUUUGCAGAGCUGGCAGCCCAGUGUGAACAAGAAAGAGCACAGAGAGUCAAACUAAUCAAAGAAAAGGAGGAACGCAUGAAGAAGAUGCUGGAGAGGAAGGAGAGGGAAAGACAGAAGAGAGAAGAGGAAGCACAGAACAAAAAAAUGCAGGAAGAAGUUCAACAAAAUGAAUGGGACAAAAAACAAGGAGCUCUGGACAAGAAAAUAAAUUCUGGAUCAGAAACAAAGACGGUUGACAAGAUGUCACUGAUGCGCAGCCGUCAAGAAAUGAGAAAAGAACGAGAGGCUUGGGAGAGGGAAAGAAGGGAAUGGUGGGAGAAAAGGUAUCUAGAAGAUGAACUGAGACGAGAAGAAGAGCAAAUGCGACUUAGACAGCUCAGAGAAGAAUAUGACCAGGAAAUAGAGAGAUAUGAAAACAGAAGAAGAGAGGAGGAACGAAUGAGAAAAGAACAAGAGGAAAGAGAAAUGAAAGUAUUACAAGAAAUCUAUAAGAAGCAAAUAGAGGAAAUAAGGAAGAAAAAUGAAGAAGAGGCAAGAAGGCAAGCUGAAGAAUGCAAUGAGUUCAGACACAAAUAUGUUGAGGACGUUACGGCUCAGGUGGAAAAGUAUGGAAAGGAAAUGGAGGAGAUGAGACUGAAGCAUCAAAAAGAAAAGGAUUUCAUGAUCAGUCAGCUGAAGAGAAAAAGAACAUAUCAGAAAGACUUUGAUAAACUGAAGAAAAAACAAGAACAAGAAUUAAAUGAUCUGAAACAUGAACACUGUUUCCUUGAUAAAGAAACUCUGAACAAAGAAAUCAAUGAGCUGAAGAAAAUACACGAGGAUGAAAUAAAUUUCUGGAUACAGGAAAAGGUGAAGAAAGCCACAGAUGAUAAAGCUUGUAGUAUUUUAUGAGAGGGACUUGUUUUCUAACAGUGGCACAGUUUCAGCUGUAAAACUGACUUAAAAUAUCAAGUUAAUCUGUGUUAUUCCCAUUCAGUUAGUGUAAAUAGUUGGUCUAUAUGAAGUUGUUCAGAUAACGUAACUUUAUUUAACCAAUAAUGUCAUAUGAUGUCAGGUUGUGUUAGGGGCAACUGACAAGAGUUGACAGUUUCCUACUGUGCUCAAAAUGUCUAACAUAACUGAGAGUGAUGAAUUUCAUAGCUAGUUAAGUUUAGCUUGAUACAUGUUCAUUUGCUGUGAAGUUCAGUGUAUAAAUUUAAAUAAAACCUUUUAAAUGA